Molecule: messenger RNA, 1113 nt
Organism: Parnassius mnemosyne (clouded apollo)
Lineage: Eukaryota; Metazoa; Arthropoda; Insecta; Lepidoptera; Papilionidae
Source: the annotation of a GenBank genome assembly
AUGGAUAUUCUAGUAACUUUAUUCUACUUGCUGUUUUCGUUUUGCGUUAUUUAUCCACCCACGGAGUUUGUUUCUGCUGGUUUCACCAUACCCCAAAUCUUUGAGGGGUUUUUGGGUUCAGAAAAUGUUAAUUUCAUAGGAUAUCAUAUGAAGAGGAUAACAAUUACGGCGUUUAUACAUUCUUCUUUACCGCUCGGAUAUGUAUUCAGUCUUUGGUGUGGUGGUGAACGGGGAUCGUGGAUGCUGGCAUCAGCGGCUGCGACAGCUAUUAUACCGCUGCUAAUGUGCUAUAAGAUAGUAUGCUGGUGGGAAUAUGACAAAAGCAAACAUCCUGUUGUGAAGCCUCUUCUGUGUUAUACUACUCCAGGCAGUGAUUGGCGUGUAGUUGCUAAUUAUAUUAAUGUUGAAUUUCGAAGUGUCGAUAAAGUGUGCAUUCCACUGACGGCCACCAGUAAGUUUGUGGCCACAGAAACAUGGCUGAUUCGAGUAACUCAAUAUGGAAUGAAUGCUGUGAAACAAAGUGACUGUUCUUUGGUAGCAACUGCUACUGAUAGCUACUCUCUUUCUACUACGGGCGAGGAUGAGGUUCAAUAUGUAAACAUAGAGGCAAUACCGACCAGACCUGACGUAAAUCAAUUCUCAUUCCGAAUGACUACAACAGCCUUGCGAGAACUACAAUCGAGAUUGAGGGACCCUGUGCGUGUGCCGGAACAUAUAUCCUUGAUGCCUUCUGUCAUUGAAAGAUUUGUAACCGUGUUCAAGCAUCAUGUUGAACAGAACCCGGUGUACUAUGUUGAUCAGGAACUGGAGCAGUGCAUCGGUUGCAUGCAAAAUAUGGCAGACGUGAAGAUAGACCGUCGUUGCCUGCCUGUACCGGUGCUAUUGGAGGGAAUUGCUCCCCCACCUUGCCAGCAGUGCAACUGCAGGGUGCUGUGGUGCUGCGCGUGCGUGGCGCGCUGGUGGGCGGCGCGGGCGGCGGGCGGGGCGGGCGGCGGGGCGGGAGGGGCGGGCGGCGCGGCGGGCGCGUGGCUGGCGGCGCGCGGCUCGUGCCCCGUGUGCCGCGCCGUCUUCUGCCUGCUGGACGUGCGGCCCGCGCGCCGCAGACCCUCCUGA